Anthostomella pinea is the source of this 708-nucleotide messenger RNA. The record is from the annotation of a GenBank genome assembly. Lineage: Eukaryota; Fungi; Ascomycota; Sordariomycetes; Xylariales; Xylariaceae.
AUGUCCGAGGGUUUGACGCCUCUGGCGUCCCUAUCACUAACUCACGUUCACUAUGACCCAACGGAUCGCAUUUCGUACAUAUGCGCAUGGCUCGCCCUGGUACCCCAAGGCCUCUGCGUCAUGUAUGCCACGCUGAUAUGGUCGACCCGCGAGAUUGAAAUAGCACUCCUGUUCGCCGGACAGCUCGUCUGCGAAGCCCUCAACUUUGCCCUGAAGCGGCUAAUCAAGGAAGAGCGCCCGCGCCUCAUGAACGGCAAGGGCUACGGCAUGCCGAGCAGCCACGCCCAGUUCGUCUCUUAUUUCGCCGUGUCAAUGGCGCUGUUCCUGCUGCUGAGACAUCGACCACCGAGCCCUGGCAUCCGAAAGAGGAAUCACAGCCCAAUGACCAUGCUGGAGAGAAUCGUCUGGAGUGUCCUCGGUCUAGCUAUGGCGGCCGCUGUGGCGUCGAGUAGGAUAUACCUGAAGUAUCACACGGAGAAGCAGGUGCUGGUCGGCUGUGCUGCAGGAAUCGUGAGCGCCGUGGGGUGGUUCAUCAUCACAACUAUCAUACGGCAAACUGGUUGGCUGGCUUGGGCAAUAGAAACACCGGUAGCAAAGUGGCUGCGAGUCCGAGACCUGGUCGUCGAAGAGGAUUUGUGCCAAGCUGGAUGGGAGAAAUGGGAUGAUAAGAUGAUGGAACUGAAAGCUCGUGAGAAGAAGACAAGAUGA